This is a messenger RNA of Adineta ricciae, 1218 nucleotides long. The record is from the annotation of a GenBank genome assembly. Lineage: Eukaryota; Metazoa; Rotifera; Eurotatoria; Adinetida; Adinetidae.
AUGCCACACAAAACGUUUCUAUUCAACCGAAGAAAACAACAACGUUUUCGAUUGAAUGGUAUUCUACCCUCUCUACGUUUACCACGCAAAGAGAAACUACGGCAAGAAUUUCGUGAUCAUAAAGUUUUGGACAGUAGUCAAUUGCCGCCGAAAGUUGACCUUCGACCGGACAUGACCGCUGUGGAAGAUCAAUCGAAAAUUGGAAGCUGCACGGCAAAUUCUCUUGCUGGAGCAUAUGAAUAUUUGACAAAGAAGGCGAACGGGCGUAAUACAGAUGUUAGUCGAUUGUUUAUCUAUUACAACGCACGUGACAGAAACAAUAACGGGCAACCAGUGAGUGAUACAGGAUGUUCGAUGACACAUGCUAUUGAAGCGUUGGAAAAAUAUGGAACAUGUCGUGAAUCAUUAUGGCCUUACGAUAUCUCACGUGUGAAUGUUCGACCGGAUCAGUCGGUUUAUGAUGAAGCUCAAAACUACCAAUUGGAAGAAGCUCUUCAGGUGAAUAUUGAUUUAGAAGAUAUGAAAUCUUGUUUGGCACAAGGUUAUCCAUUUGCAUUUGGUUUGAAAUUAUACACAUCGUUUGAUAAAGCAGCAAAAACGGGCGUAGUUGCAAUGCCCGAUUCCUGGGAAGCAAGUCGACAGUCACACGGAAACCAUGCAUUAUUAGCUGUGGGUUUCAGUGAUGAAUCUCGAGCAUUCAUCGUCCGAAAUUCUUGGGGUGAACGAUGGGGUGACAAAGGCUAUUGUUAUAUCCCAUACGAUUAUCUAUCGAAUCCGGACUACUGCUUCGAUGUUUGGAGUAUUCGAAGAUUAGAGAACGAUGAUCUUGGUCAUGAUAAUUGGGAUUAUAAUGACGCUGUCGAUUACCGCCAAGCUCCUAACAAAGGCACAACUGACAAUUAUGAUGAUGAUGAUGAUGACGACAAUGAUAAUGAUGAAAACCAUACUAUUGAAGAUCUAGAUGAAGAAGAUGAUGAUUAUAAUGAUGGUCAAGAAGGUAAUCGAGAAAGCUACUGGUCGGAAUUUAAACAAGAUGGAGAUUCCAGUAGUUAUUCAUAUUCAUAUAGCAGCCAUCAAACAUCUGAAUACUCAAAUGAUGGAUCAGGUCAAUUCUAUCAUCGACAUGGCGGUGAUCAUCAUCACCGCCGCGAAGGAUCCGGUGGUUUUGAACAUUUUCAUCACGGCGAAAGACAUUUUCAUGAAUAUCCGGACGAUUGA